Molecule: messenger RNA, 1160 nt
Organism: Lolium rigidum
Lineage: Eukaryota; Viridiplantae; Streptophyta; Magnoliopsida; Poales; Poaceae
Product: pentatricopeptide repeat-containing protein At4g16835, mitochondrial-like
Exons: 2
Coding region: 35-724 (229 amino acids)
Biological process (GO): RNA modification
Molecular function (GO): RNA binding; protein binding
Source: RefSeq, a predicted model, not a curated record
AUUUGGCGCCCUUGCAAGUCUUGAGCAUGGCAAGAUGGUGCAUUGUCGUGUCAUGAAGUCGGUGGUUUGCUCGGACACAAUUGUCGGGAACGCCCUCCUUGACAUGUACUUCAAGUGUGGCAGCUCUUCGGACGCUUCGUUUGCGUUUCACACGAUGCAGGUGCACGAUGUGGUGUCGUGGACAGCUAUGAUCGUCGGCUUUGGGCGUCAUGGUGAGGCCAGGAAGGCUGUUAUGUGCUUCAGAGAAAUGGUUCAUGGCGGGUUUAGGCCGGACGGCGUCACAUUCCUCGCAGUCCUUUCUGCAUGUAGCCAAGGGGAUCUUGUGGACGAAGGGCUUGCGGUUUUCCGCUCCAUGGUUGAGGAUCACCAUGUUAAGCCACAGAGGAAGCAUUGUGCAUGCUUGGUUGAUCUUCUAGGACACGCUGGGAGGCUAAAAGAAGCAGAGACAUUGAUUAGAGCAAUGGGAUUGGAAAUGGAUUCAUUGGCAUGGGAGUCACUCCUAGGUGCUUGCGGCUUACAUGGAGAAGUCGAGCUGGGGAAGAGGUCAGCAGGGAAGGUCAUGGAGCUAGAGCCAUGGAAUUAUGGCCCUUAUGUUUUGCUGUCCAAUAUGUAUGCUGAACAAUGUCAAUGGCGUGAAAAGGAGGUGUUGAGAGAGCGGCUUGAUGGCAGUAAUGUCAGGAAGGGUGCCGGUCACAGCUGGUUCUCAGUUUCAGAAGCUAGCUGAGCACUUCAUGUGGUUCUGCCACUCUGGUGUGGUUUCGCAGAAAAAAGUUUGCUGAAAAAGGUGCGGAUGCAGAGGGGACGAUGAACUGAACUUCAAGAAUUCACCCAAAGCAAAAAGCAUCAGGAAUCAAUGGAUCAUGCGACCAAUAUUAAGGACGUAAACACUUACUGAGAGACAAGGGCUUACAAGUCAGAACAACCUCGCUCAGCAGGCUGUAUGACAAGGAGAAGACAAGUGAAGUUAGAAAAGUAGAAAUUUAGCAACAUCCAUUUUUGAGUGGUUUCAAUCUGAUCAAAUGCUUUUGGUAAAAAGGAAUACGGUACUAUGUUUCUUCUGUGAGGAUUUUGUGAGUGUGUUUAGGAAGAUUAUUUGUGAGUAGACAACAAUGAGAAUACAUCUGUUGUGUGAGGAGGAAUCGAUCAACUAAAUUGUGCAA